UGUAUUAGAUGUGUGAUAAAAAAAAUACUGUGAUCUACUUACUCUAUCAAUUUCAAUUUAACUUCGCAGUAAAUAGUUAUUUAUAUAAUAACUUCCAAAGUAUGACAAGAUGACAAGUGAUGAUGCAAUUGAAAAUGUUAUUGGCCGUUUUGGGAAAUACCAAACAUGGAUUUUAGUAUUAAUUUCGAUCGGUCGCUUACCUACAGAAUUUCAGCUAACAAACGUAGUUUUUCUACUCCCGAACACUGAUUUCAUUUGUCUCGAUGAAGGAAUUCAGAAUGCCACUAAUCAUUGUCCAUGUACCCAACCUGAAUACGACCGAUCCACAAUCGUAGAGUCUUUAAUAAGUGAGUGGGAUCUGAUAUGUGACAAGAAAUAUUUGGCGAGCCUGACACAAUCGAUGCUGCAAGUUGGUAUAUUAACUGGAAGCCUAUUUUAUGGUUUCAUUUCUGACAGAUAUGGAAGAAGAAUCGCAAUUGUUCUCGCACUAUUCUGUGAGGCAUUAUUUACGAUGAUCUCCGCUUUUGCUACUGGAUAUUGGAUGUUCCUUAUUUUCCGGAUCUUGAUAGGUACAGCCCUUGGAGGAACAAUGCUCUGUUGUUACGUCUUUCUCAUCGAAUUAAGCGGGAAAUCAUUUAGACCAUACCUAAUUGGAUUACAUGAAUUAUCCUACGUUACUGGUUAUUUCAUACUACCCAUCAUAGCUUAUUUCCUUAGAGAAUGGCGUGAUCUUCAAUUGGCACUAUCAGUCCCGUGGCUUCUUGUAAUAGUUAUUUAUUGGUUAAUACCAGAAUCUCCGAGAUGGUUGAUAACAGUAGGCAAAACUAAGGAAGCAGUAUAUGUACUCACUCACAUAGCAAAAAAAAACAACAGACCUAUACAAGAUAUUGAAGCGAUUGUUGAUCAAGUACGAUGUGAUACAAUUAAGGAUCACCAAAAACAGACCGGCUCAUAUCAAGAUUUGUUUAAAACACCAAAAGUCAGAUUCUAUACGUUUAUUACUUCUCUCAUAUGGAUGUUUUGCUCUCUCAUAUUUUUUGGGGUGAAUCAAUAUAUUGGUCAGUUGCAAGGUAACGUGUAUCUUAACGUAAUGAUAUCUGCUGCAAGUUUAUUACCAGCUUUAGUAUUAAUUGUGACGGGAACUUUGUACCUCAAAAGAAGAACCACAAUUUUUGCAACUUUUUCCAUUGCAGGCGCAUCACUUCUUAUAUUUAUUUUUGUAUAUGAACAAUCGCUUAUCUUAGCAUUUGCGAUUAUAGGACAAAUAGGAGCUUACUCUUCUUUCAUUUUAGUUUAUUUAUUCACCUCAGAAGUAUUUCCUACAAUUGUUCGAAAUUCUGCGAUGGGAUUCGCUUCCACGUUUGGUCGCGUUGGUGGGUUUGUGGCACCUUUUAUCGUUAAUAUUGGUAUAGAAUGGGUUUCAAUAUUAAUAUUCAGUUCAUUAGCUUUCGUUUCUGCUUCCUUGUGCUACUUAUUGCCAGAAACAAAAAAUAUAACUCUUCUGAAUACAAUUGAACAGACAGAAAAGCCAAACGACCAAAUUGAGCAAAGAUAAUAGGUAUUUUAAAACAAAUCACAUUCUGAACAAUAACCAUGCUCUUACGUCUUAUUGUUAUUUAUAAUAAUGACUUAGUAACAUUAUUAUUCGCUUAUAAACGUAUUUAUUUUAAUAUUGUAAUGAUUUGUCUCAUUUCGAAAACAGCAUUGAAUCUAUAUUAGACACUUAAAAUUUGACUACUCGUAUCUACGCCAAAAGAAAUUAAAAACUAUUCCAUUGUACAUUAAUUUUGUUACAUAUAAAAUAGGUACCAUAUUUUUCAUUUUAGUUAGUGGACAACUCCAUGAAUUUUAAAUUGUAGAAUGGAUAUUGAAAAAACAAAUUAAAAAAUUGUUACUUGCAAUUAAAAGUUGAUUUAUUUUAUUGUCAUUAAACAGUAUUUAUUUUAUUUUACUUAACAAAGUAAAAUCAAAUCAAAGCUACCUAAUAUUAUACCUUUUUUUUUUUUUUUUUUUUUUAACGCUGAGAAAUGCAUUCCGCAUAUCCGCUUCACCCAGCGCGAGCUCCACGGGUUAUGUGGGACUCUCCCCUGCGGACCAACCCCAGAAUGGGGCUGGUCAAAGAGCAGGGGCCUACCCACUAAAACUCAGCGAUGUCCC
Molecule: messenger RNA, 2157 nt
Organism: Diatraea saccharalis (sugarcane borer)
Lineage: Eukaryota; Metazoa; Arthropoda; Insecta; Lepidoptera; Crambidae
Source: the annotation of a GenBank genome assembly